CGACCCUUACUGGGAGAGGCCUGCUAAUGCCGGCUCCUGCCCAGCCUCUAGGCCCAAGACACUCCACCUUGGAGGGCAACAACAUACCUCAUCACCAUGGUUGCAGGCUCUGAGGAAGGAGAAGUCUCGGGACGCAGCGCGUUCGCGGCGAGGGAAGGAGAACUUUGAGUUCUACGAGCUGGCCAAGAUGCUGCCGCUACCCGGAGCCAUCACCUCUCAACUGGACAAGGCCUCCAUCAUCCGCCUGACCAUCAGCUACCUGAAGAUGAGGGACUUUGCCAACCAGGGAGACCCCCCCUGGAACCUGCGCAUCGAGGGACCCCCGCCAAACACCUCCGUCAAAG
Molecule: messenger RNA, 344 nt
Organism: Hypomesus transpacificus
Lineage: Eukaryota; Metazoa; Chordata; Actinopteri; Osmeriformes; Osmeridae
Product: neuronal PAS domain-containing protein 3-like
Exons: 2
Biological process (GO): regulation of transcription by RNA polymerase II
Molecular function (GO): RNA polymerase II transcription regulatory region sequence-specific DNA binding; DNA-binding transcription factor activity, RNA polymerase II-specific; protein dimerization activity
Source: RefSeq, a predicted model, not a curated record